ACUGAAAUGGGACGAAGAAGAAGAAGAAGAGGAGGAGGAGGAGGAGAAGGAAGCGAAGCAAACAAGGUGAUUCCUCGGCACACUGUACGUUCAUACCAGGUUUGCAUUGUGACCUGCAAGCCAAUGUAAGUCGUGUUGAGUGACUGCGUGUGAAAGAGGGACCAUCACCAUCCUCAUGUCCAAUGGAGGAGGCUUUUACGGACGCACUGAGCGUGUCCGCCAGGCGCCCCACUAUGACCAGGUACCACAAGGGUCCUUACCCCGAGCAGACUCCUACGAUCUGCAGCCGCUGAGAGAGCAGAGAGCGGCUCAUCUCGCACAGAGCGCCGACCCCCUCCCGCCCCCGCCUCUGCCAGACCAGCCUCCUGUGGGCCCCGAGUUCGAUCCCAGCGGCAGCGAGGACGCCACCGACCCAGGCCACGACCCCGCACCCGACCCCGCCCUCGACAUUAAACCGGUCCACCGCUUCAUCCCCGACUCCUGGAAGAACUUCUUCAGAGGAAGUAACCACAGCAGUAACAAGCCGUGGUCCAUGUCUGCCGCCUCAUCUAAAAACAACAACGGCACCAGUGAGGGGGUGCGCUGCUCUCCUCCACACUCUCCCUCUGUUCCUGGAUCAUACCGUGAUCCUUAUGGCGGCUCAGGCAGCAGCUACAACUCACGCAAGGAGCUUCUGGAACUACCGGACGCCCAUGAGUCCGUGUCAGGGCGCACCUACCACACAGGUCUGACCUACAGCGAGCGAGUGGAGGAGUACCAUCAGCGCUACGCCUACAUGAAGUCCUGGGCAGGGCUGCUGAGGAUUCUGGGCUGUGUGCAGCUCCUGCUGGGAGCAGCUGUGUUCGCCUGCGUCUGUGCUUACAUCCACAAAGACAACGAGUGGUUCAACAUGUUCGGAUACUCGUCUCCUGGAGGAGCAUAUGGAGGAGGUUUAUACGGUGCUGGCACAGAUGGCACCUACUACACGGGCCCCAAGACCCCGUUUGUGUUGGUGGUGGCAGGGCUGGCCUGGUUGGUGACUGUGAUAAUGUUAGUGCUGGGGAUGACCAUGUACUACCGCACCAUCCUGCUGGACUCCUCCUGGUGGCCUCUGACUGAGUUUACCAUAAACCUGGCGCUGGCAGUGCUGUACAUGGCAGUAGGCAUUGUCUAUGUCCGAGACACAACCCGUGGAGGGCUCUGCUACUACCCGGUCUUCAAUAAUGGCAUCAAUGGGGCGUUCUGCAGAACAGAGGCAGGCCAGACUGCUGCCAUUAUCUUUCUGUUUCUCAAUUUGCUUUUGUAUCUGAUCGGAGCCAUGGUGUGUCUGAAGCUGUGGAGACAUGAAGCUGCACGCAGAUACCGGGAGAGGUACGGCCGGGAGAUGUAUCCUUCCGACACAAGAGCUGCACAAUCAUUGAUGGUUCCAGUUUCAGCUCCUGCACCCAAAGGUCCAGAACAGGUCCAAGGAUCCUCAGUCGUUCCCAUCCAGGCUGCUCCAAAAGCAGUUCCACCAAAGGUUUUGCAGGGAACUAUACCCUCAGGGCACAUUCCAAAACCUGUUGUUGUGCCUGACUACAUUGCUAAGUACCCAACAAUCCGGUCAGAUGAGGAGCGGGACCAGUACCGAGCCGUGUUCAACGACCAGUAUGCAGAGUACAAAGAGCUCCACUCAGAUGUGCAGGUUACUCUCAAGAAGUUUGACGAGAUGGAUGCCAUGAUGCGCAGUCUGCCCCAGAACCCCACCAGCCAGAUGGAGGUUGAUCGCAUUAACAGAAUCCUUCAGGAAUACCGGAGGAAGAAAAAUGACCCUAGUUUCCAUGAGAAGAAGGAGCGCUGCGAGUACCUGAAGAGCAAACUGUCGCACAUCAAACAGAAGAUCCAAGAAUAUGAUAAAGUCAUGGAGUGGAACGACGGAUACAUGAUCCACGAUGAUCCAGUGAUCCACAGUGAUCCAGUCAUUUCAGGUGGAGCAGAGAGAAGGCAGAGACGGAUUUUUUUUCCCACUAAGCUGCACCCAGUGGACCCAGCAGUAAUGUCCUCCAGACCCAAUGGGAGUCCACCUCCCUACGAGUCAGAUACUGGAUAUAAAGUCCCUUCCCAGCCGGCCUACUCCUACUACCCAGAUGACGAGUUCCAGCAUUUCUACCGCUGGACGUCUCCACCAGGCAUCCUCAAAAUCAUGGCCGUCAUCGUCCUCGUGAUGUGCGUGGCCAUAUUUGCUUGUGUUGCCUCCACGCUGGCUUAUGACAGUCAGGGAGCCCUGGGUAGCUUUGGGGGCAUCGGGGGCGUCGGGGGAGGCUAUGGGGCAGGGUACGGAGGAGGCUAUGGCGGCGGCGGGUACAGCAGCUUUGGUGGCAGCGGGUUUGGAGCUGCAAACAACUAUGGCUACAGUUCACUCGGAGGGAACUACUAUGACCCCCAAAAGUCCAAAGGGUUUAUGAUUGCCAUGGCAGCCAUCACCUUCAUCGCAUCCCUGGCCGUCUUCAUCAUCAUCGUGUCUCACCAGAGCCUAACAGAGAGCAGGAGGUUCUACCUAGCGCUGAUGAUCAUCUGCGCCAUCCUUGCGCUGCUAAUGCUAAUAGCCUCCAUAGUGUACUUGAUGGCAGUGAACCCCAUGGCUCAGUCCACUGGAUCGGUCUACGGCAGCCAGAUUGCUGGUCUGUGUGCCCAGUACCAACAACCACAGCUUUCAGGAGUAUUUGUCAAUCAGUACCUGUACCACUACUGUGUCGUGGAGCCACAAGAGGCCAUCGCUGUGGUGUUGGGCUUCCUGGUCGCCGUCGGUCUCAUCAUCAUGCUCGUCUUCGCUCUGAAGACUCGCCAGAAAAUCCAGAACUUUGGCAAGAGCAACAUUUUGUGGAAAAAAGUGAAGCUCGUCGACGAGAUGGAGCCUCCUCAAGACGUAGAGGCGUGGGUGAACAAUGUGUCCGUUUCCCCUGACGCACUCCCAAUGUCGGACUACCCUGAGAAGCUGAGAGGCUCCAGGAGUCACCUGGAUGACGAAAGCACCAACUAUGACAAACCUCCGUACAGCGCCACCCCAUCGCCUACAGUGGAACUGCCUUUGCAAAAUGGGGUUCCCUACAGCAGCAACUCAGAGGUAGGCAGCUCGGCCGAAAGGCCCAAGAAGAGACGGGCCGGCCGGCCGCGUCGCGCUGAUGGACAAGACAACGAGACUGACUAUAACUCCUCAGGAGACGAGCUGGACGACGACGACUUUGACAGUGAAUUUCCUCCCAUAGCAAAUGAGCAGGUGCGCAACGACUACAAGCGUGAAUUUGACCGCGACCACCAGGAGUACAAAGACCUGCAGGCAGAGCUGGACGCCGUCAACAAGAAUCUGUCAGAGGUCGACAGAGAGCUGGAUGAUCUGCAGGAGGGCAGCCCACAGUACCUGGAUGCCUUGGAUGAGUACAACAGGAUAAAGAACGUUAAGAAGUCUCCAGAUUAUCAGAUGAAGAAGCGCAGGUGUAAAUAUCUGAAGUCCAAACUGAGCCACAUCAAGAAGAUGGUCAGCGAUUAUGACCGCAAGGCCUGAACAACUCAAUGAGGAUUUUACGCCUGUCCAAGACAUGGCAGAAAAUUAUCAAAUCUUGUUUUCCGCUGUUGGGGGGGUUUGAGGCUUUUCUGACAACCGCAGACUGUAGAGGACGGAGCUACGCUGAUGUACAUUUCCACAGUUUGUCUGAGCUGGUAGGUGGUGAAACGUUGCAAAGGUUGUUUGUACUUAGGUGGAACAGAAAACAAAUAUUCUGUGUUGGAUUAUGCCACUGUUAAUAUUACAUUUAUCAGCUGCCAUAGAUACUAUUAUAUGUAUUUAUUUUGCCUAAUGUGAUCUGAAAUUGCCUAGUAGAGGAGUUAAGCCACUACAUUGUAAAGUGAAUACAAAUUGUUAGAUAAUCCCAGUUUGGUUUUUUUUUAAUAGCUCUUGCUACAAUGACUCAACAUGUGAUGCUAAUUUUAUACUGUCUUUUAAUUUUAAUUUUUAAUCCAUUCUCAUUUUUAUCAUGUAAAUAUGUGGGAAACACUGAUGUUUUUAGCAGUUUGUGGAAGUAAGUUCACGUGUGUGUGUGUGUUAUUGUAGGUUUCUUUAUGGAUGGUAUAACAAACGGACACUUUCAAAUGAUUAUGCAAGUUUAAUGCAUAGUGAUGUACUUUUACGAUGAUUUGUGAUGCCUUUUUAUUAUAAUAAAUUCAUUUAUUAAACAAUUUUCUUGCUGUUCUUACACAGUAAGCAUUGUGGCUGACAAUGGCUUCUCACAGACAUCCAUUUGGGACUCCUUGAGCAAAUAGCGAGUAAAAACAAUUCCAACUCUCAAACCCUGUUGAUUUAAAGCCACUAUGUGUAGAAUCUUUAAGUGUUCAUAACAUCUUUCAAAUCAUUCUGAAGGCAUUGUGUGUAGAAAAAUAAAGCAGUGUGUGUUUCUGUC
Messenger RNA from Siniperca chuatsi (mandarin fish), 4412 nucleotides. It is a transcript of the gene marveld2a, whose product is annotated as MARVEL domain containing 2a. The transcript is spliced from 19 exons. The record is from RefSeq and is a predicted model, not a curated record. Lineage: Eukaryota; Metazoa; Chordata; Actinopteri; Centrarchiformes; Sinipercidae. Bases 176 to 3520 code for a protein of 1114 amino acids. Gene Ontology annotation, biological process: bicellular tight junction assembly. Gene Ontology annotation, cellular component: bicellular tight junction; apical plasma membrane; cytoplasmic vesicle.